UGCAUUUUUACCAUCUCCUCGGUCCCUCGGAUGCCAGCUGUAACUAUGCAAGCUCACCGACUAUCCCAGCAUGUAUUUAUUUAUAUAUAUACGACGAAUGCCCUUUCCAACAAAUUCAAUACUGAUAUUCGCGAUACAAACGUUUGAAACACCGAACGCAUCUAUUCUUUGACUAGCAUUAUGACAACGGCUGACCUAGUGCUGUACUCGUACUUCAGGAGCUCAUGCUCGUGGCGUGUGCGCAGUGCACUGGCGUGGAAGAAUUUGAACUAUGAGUACGAGGCAGUGAAUCUGCUUAAAGGAGAACAGCUAGGAGAUGAGUACAACAGCACUGCUUCAGCGCCACUCGUGCCCACCUUGAAACAUGGCGAUGUGUCGAUUGGUCAGUCGAUCGCAAUUAUCGAGUAUUUGGAAGAGGUGUUCCCCGAGCGACCGCUACUCCCUGCGAACGAUCCCGCCAAACGUGCACUGAUUCGUGAGAUUGCCUGCAUGAUCGGCUGCGACAUCCAGCCAGUACAAAACCUCCGAGUUUUGAAGUACGUGGGAGCUGAGAGGAAAAUGGACCAUGGUAAACACUGGAUUUCAAAAGGGUUUGAAGCGCUGGAGAAAAAGCUAUCGCUGACAGCCGGCAAGUACUGUGUGGGCGAUAGCGUCACUAUGGCGGAUAUGUUCCUGCCUGCACAAGUAUAUAACGCCAAAAGGUUUGAUGUCGAUAUGUCUGCGUUCCCCACAAUAACUAAAGUCAAUGACGCUCUAUCGAUACUAGACGAGUUCGAAAGAUCGCGACCAGCAAAUCAACCCGACUGUCCGGAAGACCUACGUGCCACUUGUUAAAAAAUAAGUAAAUUUGUACGAAAUAUCAAUUAUGUGGGUGAGUAGUCACGCUCAAAUGACUAGAUCGAUACUCGUGUAUGCGUCACCAGACUAAACAAAUUAUGUUGAAGACGUCCACAAUCGAUCAGUGACGACUUAAUUGGAAUGUGAUAUGCAUUGCUAAAUAAUCCAUGGGCGUAGAAAUUGCGGUGAACUUAUACCUCGCCUACUACCCCUGUUUUGUAGCAAUUGAUAUCGCACUUUACGGAAUCCGUACGCCACUAGAAUGCGAAUGAUAUUCAUGAUCUAGCAGCCCUGCACGCUAACAAUGUGAGAGAAAAGCGGGACUACUGGGGAGAAAUACUUAAAUUGGGUUCUAGUCCCAAGAUGAGAACAGGUUUGAGUCUUGAAUUCGGUCCUUCUAAACAUAGUCUCUCCUGGGAAUAUUUGGAAAAAUUAACACGGAGAAAUCCGGUUCAUGAAUAAAUAUCAGGUCACCUCGUGUACUCC
Molecule: messenger RNA, 1323 nt
Organism: Sphaeroforma arctica JP610
Lineage: Eukaryota; Ichthyosporea; Ichthyophonida
Product: maleylacetoacetate isomerase
Exons: 6
Coding region: 181-834 (217 amino acids)
Biological process (GO): L-phenylalanine catabolic process; glutathione metabolic process
Cellular component (GO): mitochondrion; cytoplasm
Molecular function (GO): maleylacetoacetate isomerase activity; glutathione transferase activity
Source: RefSeq, a predicted model, not a curated record